AUGGCGGCGCCCGAGGCCUGGCGCGCCCGGAGUUGCUGGUUCUGUGAGGUAGCGGCGGCAACGACCAUGGAGGCCACGUCCCGGGAGGCGGCGCCAGCGAAGAGCUCGGCCUCGGGCCCCAACGCUCCCCCCGCCCUGUUCGAGCUGUGCGGGCGGGCGGUGAGCGCCCAUAUGGGGGUUCUGGAAAGUGGGGUGUGGGCUCUCCCAGGCCCAAUACUUCAAAGCAUCUUACCUCUGCUCAAUAUCUAUUACUUGGAGAGGAUUGAGGAAACUGCCCUCAAGAAAGGCCUCUCCACUCAGGCGAUAUGGCGCCGGCUCUGGGAUGAGCUGAUGAAGACGAGGCCUUCCAGUUUGGAGAGUGUGACCUGUUGGCGAGCCAAGUUUAUGGAAGCCUUUUUUUCCCAUGUUCUCCGUGGGACCAUUGAUGUGUCUUCUGACAGGCGUCUUUGUGACCAACGCUUCUCACCUCUUCUGCACAGCUCACGCCAUGUUCGACAGCUCACCAUCUGCAACAUGUUGCAAGGUGCAACUGAGCUGGUGGCUGAGCCCAACCGCAGAGUUCUGGAGACCCUGGCCAGUUCCCUGCACACUCUCAAGUUCCGCCAUCUACUGUUUUCUGAUGGGGCUGCUCAGCAAUCACUUCGACAGCUGUUGCACCAGCUCAUUCACCACGGGGCCGUCAGCCAGGUGUCACUGUACUCCUGGCCUGUACCUGAGUCGGCCCUUUUCAUUCUUAUCCUCACUAUGAGUGCUGGCUUCUGGCAACCGGGCCACGGUGGCCUACCCUGCCAUCUCUGUGGCGAGGCCUCCAGAGGCCGGGCACCCUCCCGAGAUGAAGGGUCUCUCUUACUAGGCUCACGCCGGCCUCGCCGGGAUGCUGCUGAGCGAUGUGCUGCAGCUCUGAUGGCCACACGGCGAAAGAGUGAGGCCAAGCAGAUGCCGAGAGCUGCACCUAGCACUCGGGUAACACGCCGAAGCACCCAGGAGAGCCUGCCAGCGGGUGGAACAGACCCUAAGAGGGAAGCGCAUCCUCCAGCCACCUCCCAGGAGGCUCCUAGCACUAGGCGACCACCCUCUGCUCCAGCUGCCGCCUCUUCUGCCUCUGCCGCCUCUUCUUCCACAUCCUCAUCCAAACGGGCUCCAGCUAGCUCAGCCCCACAGCCUAAGUCCCUAAAGCGUUUCAAGCGAGCUGUAGGGAAGAAGGGUGCUCGCACCCGUCAGGGGUCUGGUGCAGAACCCGAAGACCUGUAUGACUUUGUUUUCAUCGUGGCUGGUGAAAAGGCAGAUGGUGAAGAGAUGGAGAUUGGGGAAGUGGCUUGUGGAGCUUUCGAUGGGUCAGACCCCAGUUGCCUGGGGCUUCCAGCACUUGAGGCCUCCCAACGGUUCCGCAGCAUCUCCACCUUGGAGUUAUUCACGGUUCCACUCUCCACUGAGGCGGCACUGACACUGUGCCACCUGCUGAGCUCCUGGGUGUCUCUGGAGAGCCUCACUCUUUCCUAUAAUGGUCUGGGCUCUAACAUUUUCCGCCUACUGGACAGCCUGCGGGCCCUGUCAGGCCAGGCUGGAUGCCGUCUCCGUGCUCUGCAUCUCAGCGAUCUCUUCUCACCACUGCCUAUCUUGGAGCUGACGCGUGCCAUUGUGCGAGCCCUGCCCCUGUUGCGGGUCCUCUCCAUUCGUGUUGACCACCCUAGCCAGCGGGACAAUCCAGCUGGGCCAGGGAAUGCAGGGCCUCCUAGCCACAUAGUUGGGGAUGAAGAGAUACCAGAAAAUUGCCUGGAACAGCUGGAAAUGGGAUUCCCAAGAGGAGCCCAGCCAGCCCCACUGCUCCGCUCUGUACUGAAGGCCUCAGGUUCUCUGCAACAGUUGUCCCUGGAUAGCGCCACCUUUGCAUCUCCCCAGGAUUUUGGACUUGUGUUACAGACACUCAAAGAGUACAACCCAGCCCUGAAGAGGCUGAGCUUCCACGACAUGAAUCUGGCUGACUGUCAGAGUGAGGUGCUCUUUUUGCUACAAAAUCUGACUCUCCAAGAAAUCACCUUCUCCUUCUGUCGUCUGUUUGAGAAGCGCCCAGCCCAGUUUCUGCCUGAGAUGGUUGCUGCUAUGAAGGGCAACUCCACACUGAAGGGCCUUCGGCUGCCAGGGAACCGUCUGGGGAAUGCUGGCCUGCUGGCCCUGGCAGAUGUUUUCUCAGAGGAUUCAUCUUCCUCUCUUUGUCAGCUGGACAUCAGUUCCAAUUGCAUCAAGCCAGAUGGGCUUCUGGAGUUUGCCAAGCGGCUCGAGCGCUGGGGCCGUGGAGCCUUCGGUCAUCUGCGCCUCUUCCAGAACUGGCUGGACCAGGAUGCAGUCACAGCCAGGGAAGCCAUCCGGCGGCUCCGGGCCACCUGCCAUGUGGUUAGCGAUUCGUGGGACUCAUCGCAGGCCUUUGCAGAUUAUGUCAGCACUAUGUGAUGGCCCAUACCUUGCAGGCCCAUGCUCAGUACCAUCAGCUUGCAGGGGCUGAAGCAUGGGUUGCCCAGAACCCCCAACUCUUUCUGCCACUUUUCCUCUUUCCUAUUUCCCCUGUACUGAGGUCCUGGAAGACUUGAUGCAGCCCAGCAAAGGCAUUCCAAUGUUGAAUUUAGAGCCUUUGGGACUCUCAGUACCCUGGGCCUGGAGAUUAUAGUGGUCACCAUAGUUGCUGAGAACAGCCCUUCCCUCCCUGCCCCAGGGUUCCUGCUUCCCUCUUCAGGAAGGCGCCCAGGCUAUAGAGAAGUGUAGGAGUGCCCGCUACCAGGCCUCUUCCCUACUGGGCUCAUCAUGCUGCUCCCAGGCCUCAGUCCCUUUUCAUACCUUUAUUCCUUUCUUUUUUUUAACCGAAAAAAAAAGUUUUUCUUACAAAAAAAAAAUAAAUUUUGGGCAAACAUCA
Messenger RNA from Echinops telfairi (small Madagascar hedgehog), 2905 nucleotides. RefSeq names its product leucine rich repeat containing 41 (gene LRRC41). Lineage: Eukaryota; Metazoa; Chordata; Mammalia; Afrosoricida; Tenrecidae. The transcript is spliced from 10 exons. Gene Ontology annotation, cellular component: nucleus; cytoplasm. The record is from RefSeq and is a predicted model, not a curated record. The coding region runs from base 1 to 2448 and encodes 815 amino acids.